Oryzias melastigma (Indian medaka) is the source of this 2667-nucleotide messenger RNA. It is a transcript of the gene plg, whose product is annotated as plasminogen. Gene Ontology annotation, cellular component: extrinsic component of plasma membrane. Gene Ontology annotation, molecular function: serine-type endopeptidase activity; signaling receptor binding. The record is from RefSeq and is a predicted model, not a curated record. Gene Ontology annotation, biological process: proteolysis. Lineage: Eukaryota; Metazoa; Chordata; Actinopteri; Beloniformes; Adrianichthyidae. The transcript is spliced from 19 exons. The coding region runs from base 106 to 2499 and encodes 797 amino acids.
UGAUACAGAGCUGCUUCUCCGUCACAUUGAAAAGAGCCUAACUUUGGAUCUGGAGGGACUUCUGCGAGUUCUCUGAGGAUGAGCUGCUGCUGAGAAGAUCUCAACAUGAACCUCUGCUGGAAAGCUGCUUUCCUGCUGGGAGCCUUCUUCUGUUCUGCCAGCAGCUCCGAUGUGGAAGGAUACUCCAAAACCGACGGGGCGUGGGUCCUCUCGCUGCACAGGAGACAGUACUCAGUGGACUCUGUGGCCGACUGCGCCGCCAAAUGCGACGCUGAGACAUCCUUCACAUGCAAAUCCUUCGCCUACAUUGAAAAGGAUCAGGAAUGUUGGACGGCUGCAUCAAACUCCAAAACAGAGCCGGUCCUGCGCAGACGGAGCUCAGCUUUGUAUGAAAAAAACGAUUAUCUUCUGGAAUGUGUUAAUGGAUUAGGAACAGAUUACAGAGGAACGAAGGCCAAAACAAAAUCAGGAAAAGCGUGUCAGAGAUGGGAUGCACGAUUCCCGCACAGGCCCAACAUUACUCCACAGACCCACCCCCGGGCAGACCUAGACUCAAACUUCUGCAGAAACCCAGAUGAGGACAGCGGGGGGCCCUGGUGUUACACCACCGACCCGGACACUCGCUGGGAGCACUGCAAUGUUCCGAACUGCAGCGAGGACUGCAUCCACUGCAAUGGGGAGGACUACCGAGGGAAAGCCUCCGUCACCGAGAGCGGCUACACCUGCCAGCGCUGGGACUCGCAGAGCCCUCACAGUCACGGUUACAACCCAGACGCUCUUCCAGAGAAGUAUCUAGAAGAGAACUACUGCAGGAACCCGGACGGAGACCCCCGGCCGUGGUGCUUCACCACCAGCGCGUCCAAACGAUGGGACUACUGCGCCAUUCCCCGCUGCACAUCUGAACCCCCCACCAUUGUCCCGGAGUUGACCUGUGCCUCUGGGGAGGGGCAGGCGUAUCGGGGAACCGUCGGUGUGACUGUGACCGGCAAAGCCUGCCAGAGCUGGUCAGAUCAGACGCCACACAAACACAGCCGCACGCCAGAAAACUACCCCUGCAAAGGUCUGGACAACAAUUACUGCCGUAACCCCGACAAUGAAAAGAUGCCCUGGUGUUACACCACAGACCCCGAGACUCGCUGGGAGUUCUGCAGAGUGCCGCGGUGCGAGGACUCACCUGAUCCAGACGAAGCGGUGUCCCCCCCCGUGGAAGACAACGACUGUUAUGAAGGGAACGGAGGAAGUUAUCGAGGAGUAACUUCAGAGACCAUCAGUGGGAAGAAAUGCCAAAUGUGGAGCUCCAUGUCUCCACACAGCCACAACAAAACUCCAGAUAACUUUCCCGAUGCGGGCCUCAGGAGGAACUUCUGCCGGAAUCCGGAUGGGGACAGAGCCCCCUGGUGUUACACCACUGAUCCUAAAGUCCGUUGGGAGUACUGCAACCUGAAGAAAUGCUCCGAACCAAUAAAGACCCCCCAAUCCCAGGACUCUCAGUCCCCAGCAGAGAAAGACUGUAAGAUUGGAAACGGAGAGUCUUAUCGAGGCCCAACGUCCAUCACCAUGUCGGGCGUGACCUGCCAGGCGUGGAGCGCCCAGAGUCCCCAUGCACACAGCAGCUUCACGCCGCAAACGCACGGUGAAAAGGGUCUGGAGGGCAAUAAAUGCAGGAACCCGGAUGGGGAUUCACACGGACCGUGGUGCUACACCACAGACCGCAACAAGAAGUGGGACUACUGCCAGAUCCCCGACUGUGAGGAGGACCUCACAUGCGGGACACCAGUUUACAAACCGAGACGCUGCUUUGGACGCAUUGUUGGCGGCUGUCAAUCGAGACCUCACUCAUGGCCGUGGCAAAUCAGCCUCCGGACCAGUUCUGGAAUCCAUUUCUGUGGAGGAACUCUGAUCGAUCCUCAGUGGGUCCUCACUGCUAAACACUGUCUGGAGAGGUCCAGUCGGCCGUCCGCCUACAAAGUUCUGAUGGGAAUCCACAAGGAACGGGCCACUGAGACAACCAAGCAGGAGCGCAGGCUGGAGAAGAUAGUCCAGGGCCCCGCCGGGGUGGACAUCGCUCUGCUGAAGCUGGACAGACCUGCAGACAUCAAUGACAAAGUGCUGCCCGCCUGUCUGCCUGAGAAGGACUACACCGUCCCCAGAGACACCGGCUGCUAUGUGACCGGCUGGGGCGAAACUCAAGGAACGGGAGGGGACGGCGUCCUGAAGGAGACGGGAUUCCCUGUGAUCGAGAACAAAGUCUGCAACAGUCCUUCAUACCUGAACGGGAGAGUGAAAAGUCACGAGAUGUGUGCUGGGAACCGGGACGGAGGACACGACAGCUGUCAGGGGGACAGCGGCGGCCCUCUAGUGUGUUUGUCCCAGAACAAGUACGUGGUCCAGGGAGUGACCUCCUGGGGUCUGGGCUGCGCCAACGCCAUGAAACCCGGCGUUUACGUUCGUGUCUCGAAGUUUAUCGACUGGAUUGAGACAACCAUGAAAGCCGGCUAAUCUGAUCUACUAUGGCUCUAUACUAAUCCUGAUUUCUUCACUGCUUCCUGUCAAUCAUCUGUAUCACAUGACAUUUCCAUAAGAGAAGCGACUUAUAGAGCAAACAUGUUUGUAUGGAGGAAAGGUCGUGACCUUCACGUCAAAUAAAGAUCAAACUGAUGUUUCGUC